AUGAACAGCGGCGGCCUCCCCUGCCCGUCCCCGGCGGGCCCGUCUCCGGUGGCGGGGGCCCCGGCGGGGGUCGGGGCGGUGGGGGUCCCGGUCCCGGCCCCCGGCGCGGGGCUGAAACUGAAGUUCUGCCGCUACUACGCCAAGGACAAGACCUGUUUCUACGGGGAGGAGUGCCAGUUCCUGCACGAGGAGCCCGGCGCCGUCCCCGCUUGCCCCGGGCCCCCGCCCGCCCUCGGGGGGCUCCCGCUCGGCCUGCCCGGCCCCAGCGUCCCCGCCGCCGGGCCCGGCUACCCGCACGGGGCAGCCCCCGGAGCGGCGGCGGCGGGGCCUAAGAAGGCCGAGCUGGGGGGCAGCCACGGCGUCGGCGGAGGAGGAGGCGGCGGGGGGCUGGAUGGACCGCGGCUGGCGAUUCCUGGAAUAGAUGGCGGUGGUUUAGCUGAUGCUAGUCUCACAGAUUCCUACUUUAGUACCAGCUUCAUUGGUGUUAAUGGAUUUGGAAGUCCUGCUGAAGCAAAAUAUCCCAUGAUGCAGAGGAUGACAAAUAGCAGCAGUUCCCCUAGCCUUCUCAAUGACAGUGCCAAGCAGUAUGCAGGCCAUGACCCACUGACUUCACCGGCUUCAUCCUUGUUUAAUGACUUUGCUGCCCUCAGUUUAUCUCAAAGGAGAAAGACACCAAAUCCUACUGCAAGUGAGUUUAUUCCGAAAGGAGGAUCAACUUCCAGGCUGAAUAAUGUUUCUCAGUCAAGUAUGUCUGCCUUCUCUCAAGCCUUGUUCUCUCACCCUUCCAUGGGAAGUCCUGCUACUGCUGGACUAGCUCCAGGAAUGUCACUGUCUGCAGGAUCUUCUCCUCUUCACUCCCCUAAAAUUACUCCUCACACAUCUCCUGCUCCUAGAAGAAGAAGUCAUACUCCAAACCCAGCAAAUUAUAUGGUGCCUACUAGUGCCUCUACUCCUGUUACUAGUGCUGUCUCCCAACCUCCAUCUACUGGCCAGGUGAUUCAGAAGGAAACUGUGGGUGGAACAACAUAUUUCUACACUGAUACAACUCCAGCCCCUCUCACAGGAAUGGUAUUUCCAAACUAUCACAUUUACCCUCCCACUGCACCUCAUGUUGCUUAUAUGCAGCCAAAAGCAAAUGCACCUUCCUUCUUCAUGACAGAUGAACUCAGACAGGAGCUGAUCAACCGACAUUUAAUAACAAUGGCUCAAAUUGAUCAAGCAGAUAUCCCUGCAGUCCCUACAGAAGUUGACAGCUACCACAGCCUUUUCCCUUUAGAACCACUGCCACCACCCAAUCGGAUACAGAAAACAAGCAACUUUGGGUACAUUACAUCAUGCUACAAAGCUGUAAAUAGCAAAGAUGAUCUGCCAUAUUGCCUUCGGAGGAUACAUGGUUUCCGUCUUGUUAACACAAAGUGCAUGGUAUUGGUUGACAUGUGGAAAAAAAUUCAACACUCAAAUAUUGUAACUCUGCGUGAAGUGUUUACCACUAAAGCAUUUGGAGAACAUUCUCUUGUGUUUGCAUACGAUUUUCAUGCUGGAGGAGAGACUAUGAUGAGCAGACACUUUAAUGACCCUAGUGCUGAUGCCUAUUUCACUAAAAGGAAAUGGGGUCAGCAUGAUGGUCCUCUGCCCCGGCAGCAUGCUGGGUUACUACCAGAGUCUCUUAUUUGGGCAUAUAUUGUGCAGCUCAGCUCUGCAUUGAGGACCAUUCAUACAGCAGGAUUAGCAUGUCGAGUUAUGGAUCCAACAAAGAUUCUAGUAACGGGCAAAACAAGGUUACGAGUGAAUUGUGUUGGAGUCUUUGAUGUUUUAACAUUUGAUAACAGUCAGAAUAAUCCACUGGCACUAAUGGCUCAGUUUCAGCAAGCAGAUCUGAUCUCACUAGGAAAAGUUGUGUUGGCGUUGGCUUGCAAUUCUUUGUCAGGAAUUCAGAGAGAAAAUUUGCAGAAAGCUAUGGAACUGGUGACAAUCAACUAUUCCUCUGAUCUGAAGAAUCUGAUUUUGUAUUUGCUGACUGACCAAAAUAGGCUUCGCAGUGUAAAUGAUAUCAUGCCUAUGAUUGGUGCACGAUUCUAUACUCAACUGGAUGCUGCUCAAAUGAGAAACGAUGUUAUAGAGGAAGACCUUGCAAAGGAGGUGCAGAAUGGAAGGUUGUUUAGGCUUCUAGCAAAAUUGGGAACAAUCAAUGAGAGACCAGAAUUUCAGAAAGACCCAACUUGGUCAGAAACUGGAGACCGAUAUCUACUGAAGCUCUUUCGGGAUCAUCUUUUCCAUCAGGUGACAGAAGCCGGCACUCCUUGGAUUGACCUCAGUCACAUUAUCUCAUGUCUUAACAAGUUAGAUGCUGGUGUGCCAGAAAAAAUAAGCCUCAUUUCCAGAGACGAGAAGAGUGUACUUGUGGUAACUUACAGCGAUUUAAAACGCUGCUUUGAAAAUACUUUUCAAGAACUAAUUGCAGCCGCAAAUGGUCAGUUGUAGUCUUUGCUGAAAGCAUGCAGGACAUUGCUGAGGAACUUAACCAAUAGCAAAUUGCACUACAGCUGAACUGUUGUUGUCAUCUCAGUUCAUAUUUGGGAAACAAACAGGAGAUGAGCAAAGCUGCUUGCACUUCAGUCAGGUACACUGUUACUUGAAGGGAAGAAUGUUUCAUUUAUCCUAGAGCUAUGGCUGCCAUAGGAGGCUUUAUCUGUGAAGAAUUUAUUUUAGAUUAAGGAACACAUCAGGUGCAUGAUGUUCCUGCUUUUAUUUUUUCCACUUGUAUAUGCACUAAUUUUAAUUUUUUUAAGACUUUUCUGAUCUCUGAUGUUUUGCCACAUUGUAUACUUAUUAAGGGAAACUCUUUGCAAGGACAUUUCUGGGAUACAUUUUUGUCCCUGAGGAUAUUGCUCAAUUUAUUCAUUUUGAUAUUAUUUGCACCCAGAAUAGCAUAAAGGACCAGGGAAAUAAUUUCAUAGAAAUUGUGUUCUAUAAAUGAGAGUUUAGUUUGUAAUCUCUGUAAAGUGUGUUGUAUGCGAGCUCUGUAUGCCACCCACUGUUAGUUAACAAACCAACCAGAAGAUGCAUAUUU
Messenger RNA from Emys orbicularis (European pond turtle), 3070 nucleotides. It is a transcript of the gene PAN3, whose product is annotated as poly(A) specific ribonuclease subunit PAN3. Gene Ontology annotation, biological process: protein phosphorylation; mRNA processing; nuclear-transcribed mRNA poly(A) tail shortening. The record is from RefSeq and is a predicted model, not a curated record. Gene Ontology annotation, molecular function: poly(A) binding; protein kinase activity; ATP binding. Gene Ontology annotation, cellular component: PAN complex; P-body. The transcript is spliced from 18 exons. Bases 1 to 2481 code for a protein of 826 amino acids. NCBI's taxonomy places the organism in Eukaryota, Metazoa, Chordata, Testudines, Emydidae.